Ogataea polymorpha is the source of this 4223-nucleotide messenger RNA. RefSeq lists its product as uncharacterized. The coding region runs from base 647 to 3124 and encodes 825 amino acids. The record is from RefSeq and is a predicted model, not a curated record. Gene Ontology annotation, biological process: positive regulation of kinase activity; phosphatidylinositol biosynthetic process. Gene Ontology annotation, cellular component: endosome membrane; fungal-type vacuole membrane; PAS complex. The transcript has 2 exons. Lineage: Eukaryota; Fungi; Ascomycota; Pichiomycetes; Pichiales; Pichiaceae.
GAACGAUAAAGAGGUCUCGCUCUAUUUGGGAAACCUAGAUCCCAAAGUCGACGAGACACUCCUGUACGAGCUUUUUGUUCAAUUUGCGCCUGUCAAGAGCAUCCGUUUGCCGAAAGAUAAGGUGUUACGCAGACACCAGGGCUACGGAUUUGUUGAAUUCUUCAAUGUCAAGGACUGUGAAUACGUGCUCAAUAUAUGCUCAGGGCUCAGUCUCUACGGUAAGGUGCUUCGUGUGAAGAAGCUGAUCGGGGGUCAGACAGAGGCUCCCGAGUUAGACGAAGAUAUAGGGCCGGUGGUCUACGUUGGUAACUUGGACAAGCUAGUGGAUUCUGGAAGUAUCAGUGCUACUUUUGCUAAUUUCGGAACGUUCCGUAAGCCACCGCAGGUCGUUGCUGGAGAAAAGAGCAACCAUGCAUUCAUAUAUUACACAGACUUCGAGUCCAGCGACGAGGCUAUCAAGGAGAUGAAUGGCAAGAUAAUCAUGAACAGGCCCAUCAAGAUGGACUACGCCUACAAGAAGGACUCCAAGGAGAAGCAUGGAGACCGUACAGAGCGUCUUUUAUAUGAAAAGGCCAGGGAGAAUAAUUUCGAGCUUGAACAGUUGAAAAAACGGUGAUCACUCGAAAAAAGGUUUAAUUUUUUUCAAAUGAGUGAAAUAGAUCCAAAGCUUCUCCAACAGUUAGACGAGCCUUCUAGGCAAGAGGUCGCCGCAUUCAUCCAGCAGGAGUCCUCCAAAAUGAAGAUCCAGAGCUCGGUGACCAGUUUCACCGACAAAUGCUUCAAAAAAUGCGUUUCUACGAUCGACAACGGGAACUUGAGCAACUACGAGGCCAACUGCAUGAACGACUGUCUGAACCGUUUUCUGGACACCAAUAUCAAGAUUGUUGAGAUAAUAUACGACAAGCGGAAGGCGGCAGCUCUGGAGUUGGAACGCGUAGUGCGCGACUCACUAAGCACGGGCGAUACAGAGAAGAUUGUUACCAUCAUUAAACAACUGAGAAACGAGUAUGCGUACGCCGUGCAUCAGCCGAAUGCGAGAUACGGAGGUCUGAUUGGCCUGGCAGCUGUCGCCAUUGCUUUGGGUCAGAAUGAGGUCCCAAAAUACUUGGAAAGCAUCAUGCAUCCUGUCCUUGCCUGCUUUGGAGAUCAGGACUCCAUGGUACGCUACUUUGCGUGCGAGGCACUUUACAACAUUGCCAAGGUGGCCAAGGGGGAAAUCCUGGUGUACUUCAAUGAAAUAUUCGACGUGUUGUGCAAAUUGGUGGCAGACGUGGAGAUGAGCGUGAAGAACGCAGCAGAUAUAUUGGACAGACUCAUCAAGGAUAUCACCAGUGAAAAGGCCGCUACGUAUGUGUCCGUACUUGCGAAACCUGUGGAGCCGCCUUCCGCUAAGGUGGUAGAUCAAAAAGGGAAAACACUGCAGGUUUACGAACCACAGCUGCCAAAGGCAUUCUCGCUGGAGAAAUUCAUCCCGUUGUUGAAAGAGCGCAUGUAUGCAACAAACCCCUAUACGAGGAUGUUUCUUGUUUCGUGGCUCCGACUUUUGGACUCGAUUCCGGGCCUGAACCUGAUUUCUUACCUGCCUUCGUUCCUUGAUGCUCUUUUGUCUUACCUCAGUGCCACGUUGGAAGACGUUCGCGUGGUGACGGAAAACUUCCUCAAACUACUGCUCCAUGAGAUCCAAAAAGUGUCGGAGAUCAAGAAAUUGGUUUCUCAGGAAAAGGCAGACGACAGCAAGGAAAAGGACCUGUAUAUUCCUGGCCAGGAUAUCGUCAUUGAUUAUCCAAAGAUCAUCGAUCUACUCAUCACCUCGCUCGACUCCACGGAGGAACUGAUUCAGCUAGUUGCUCUGCAGUGGCUUGUGGCUCUGUUGGACAUUUCUCCAGAGUCGUUCAUUGUGUUCAUGGCCAAAUUGCUCGCUGUGCUGCUCUCCACCAUCUCACAUUCGAACAAGCAGCUCCGAGAUAUUUCCGUUCUUCUCAACUCGAAGCUGAUGGAGCUGGCAGCCAAUAACCAUUACGACAUAAAUUACACGCUCAUUGUGAAUCAAUUGACACUGCAGUUUCUGAAUGACAAGGAGAGCACGCGACUUGCCUCUCUUGACUGGCUGAUCAUGCUGCACGAAAAGGACCCAAUCAAGUUCCUUGAGCAUUCGGACAACACCUUUGUCACGCUGCUGAAAGCCAUGAACGACCAAUCGGACAAGGUGAUCAAUAAGGAUCUCGAACUGCUGUCCAAGAUCUCCAACCAGACCGACGACAGAUAUUUCCAGUCGUUCAUGGUGGAUUUGCUAAAUCUCUUCAAAAGAGACCGUAAACUGCUGGAAACCCGCGCAGACUUUAUCAUCAGGACAGUGUGUAAGUCCCUCGAUGCUGAGCGGAUCUACAAAUCGCUAUCCAAGGUUUUGAGCGAGGAGGAGUCAAACCUCGGCUUUCUAUCCAUUAUGAUCCAGAUUCUCAACAACAACCUCAUCAUAGCUCCCGAACUGACGGCUCUGCGCCAAAAGCUGAUUCGCGGAGACGAUUUCGAUCUGUUCAAAACACUGUUUAAGUGCUGGUCCUUGAAUUCUGCCUCUGUGCUGUGUCUGACGCUUUUGACCUCCAACUACAAACUUAGCUACAAGAUCGUGCUUGAUUUGGCCAACUACGAGGUCUCGCUAAACCUGCUGAUCCAGCUUGAUCUGCUGAUUCAGCUUCUCGAAUCGCCAGUGUUUGCACGGCUGCGUCUGGACCUACUCAACCCGCAGAAGAAUAAAUAUUUGUUCAAGUGUCUGUAUGGACUGCUGAUGCUGCUACCUCAGUCGAACUCAUUCCGCACCUUGCAAAAUAGACUCAAUUCUAUCACUCCAAUUGUCCAUCUCCAAUUCGAGGACGACCACGACGAGAAGCCGUCACGAGACGACGCAGAGUUGCUGGGCUAUUUUGACGGAUCUCAACAAAGACUCAACAACCUGAAGUCGAGCCAGUCCUUGGAUAUCAACUCGAAUUUCAGCAACCAGCUCAUAAUCAAAGACUCAGGAACGGAGCUUUCGAAUUUGGUCAACGAAGAGGCCACCACCGUGCAUGCGCCAAAGAAAUUGGACUACAUUACCAAAUUUUCCGGAAGACUGAAGAAUAACAAAUAGAUGUAUAUACCUCAAUUCAAAGGGUCCCUGAAAUGCGCUAAGUUGUUUCCUUUGCGCAGCUGUCGCAAACUAAGCUUUUCCCGCUGCGCCUCAACCACUGGACGAUGGUAGCCAGGAGCAUGGAACUCCCGAUCUUUAACCACCAAAGACAUGGUUCGUUCUCCGUCGCCAACUUCUCGGUCACGCCGAGGAAAGUUUUGUCUGUAGUAGCGGGCAAACGAACGGCUCCCCAAUAUGCGUCCAUCGGGCAAUUCUAUUCCAUUUGGCAGGACUUUCACUGUCGUGUACUCACUUUCAUCAAAGUCGUAAAAUCUCGCUAUCACUUGUCUCUCUGCGCGCGUUUCGUAAGGGAUGACACAAUGGCCCUUGCUCUGGAGAUGCUGUCGUAUGCUGACCAGGUUUUUUCCCACAAAUCCGCACUUCAAACACUCUUUAUCGAUUAUUGCUUUAUCUCCAAGAUAUUGCAGAAGACCACUUAGAUCAACAAGAUGAUCCUGUUCAGGAAUAAAUAAACCAUGAGCAGUGGACAUGUGAGCCACGUUAGCCUCUUCAUCAAUGCUCUGGACGCUACAGUAGAAACAAUUGGUCAAAAUAACAGGCUCUUCCUCUUGCUCCUCUUCCGUGUAGUCGUCCUCAGAAGCGCUAGUCUCCGAGUCUGAAGCCGUGCUCGUAUAGUCAUAAUCGCUCACUGUCGGCUCGGAGAUGAGAUCAUCGAUCGUGCAUUCGGACUGUGCCUCGCUGUGGAUCGAUCCGAGAGAGAACUCACUUGCUCUCGAGACCACUGAUGCGGCCGGCGAUUGCGCGCGUCGAUCGACGCUGCUAUUUGCCAGUAUGUCUUUUCGAGUCCGUCUCUUCAGGUCCUUUUUCGUGGGCUGGCGACGCCCAGUGCGGUGUUUUCGAUGAACAUGGAAUCCAAAUUCGUCCUGGUCGCUGUUGAUCGCCUCCUGGCGCUGCUGGAGAGCUACCUUAGACUGGAAGACAACAGAAUCGAUCGGACCGAGUCCAGCCACGCGUCUCAAGAGGUUAUAUCUGUGCCAUUCGGUCUUCAUAUGGAUUCUCUGGACGUCUGCCGUGGGCAGGCGAAUCUGGCACGAGUUGC